AUGUCUGAUGAAAGGAGUUUCGCCAUAGAAUUGUUGAGAGGGAGUAUAUCUCCUAUAGAUAAUCUAAGAAAUUCGGCAACAAAGCAGAUACUGGACCUGGAAAAAAACGAGUCUUUUCUUCUUACACUGUUGGAGAUAACAACUUCCUCUGAUGUAGAAUUGGCAAAGCUAGCCUUUGUAUGCUUGAAGAAUGCUCUCUCUAAAAUUUGCGCAUCGAGCAAGGUACUAAAUCCAACAACUGGUCAAUCAGGAAUCCACUCAUAUAAUUCCAUUUUACUGAUAGUAAAGGAAGGAGUAGUUUCUAUUUUAAACAGCAAGUUUGAAAAUGACCUAUUGGUGCCAAAAGAUUUUGCCUUGCUAAUAAGAAAGAUUUGUAGAUCCGAAUAUCCACUAAACUGGAUAGAACUACAUGAAACUCUACAAUCCAAGCUGGAAUUUCUAAUAACUAACGAUGAAAAUAAAUAUAAGCUGUUCAAUGUGAUCUUUGUUACCUACCAUAUCUUUAAGGAACGGACAUCCAUGAGACUUUUCAAAGAUAGAAAUAUAACAAUCAAGCUGUCUGAUCAUUUUUAUCCAUACAUUUCCAAAUUAUGGGUUAAGCAGUGGAUUGAUCGGUGGAAGAGUGGAUCCUUACAGGACAAUAUUUUUUUAAAUGCACCUGAUGUUCAUGAAUUGAAUACUAGCCUAUAUUUAGACAGCAUUAUUUUAAACCUAUAUAGCUAUGGAUUAAGAGAAAUUUAUAAAGGUGAAGAAUUUCUAGAGCUUUUGAGAUAUAUAUUUUUAAAAGUUAAGGUACAUUUUCACCUAAUAAAGAUUCAGAAGUGUUUCGUUAAAAAUCUCAAACGAUUGCUGAAGGGUUUAAUACAACUGAUAGAACAUGAACCUAUGUCGUUUGUAUUUUUAGAUUUUAGCGUUAUUCUAAAUGAAGUAUUUGAUAGCUUAUUAGUAAGCAUUGAUGCAUCAAUUGAGGAACAAUGUUUGUUAUUACUUACUGCACUUUUCACUUCACCUGUUAUGAAUAAUGAAAGGUACGCCAAUGAAUACUUUGAAUAUUAUAACAAUCUGCCCACAAUACCAUCAUCAAUUGCUCCAAUUUCUUAUCCUGCAUCAAAUACUAAGAAGUCCGGAGAUGGUAAUUUUGUAUAUUAUAAAACAUUUGAUGAAAUGAAAAUGGCCUUGGAAUCUCCAAACCCUGUAAAGUUAUCUUUAUCACCAAAACCAUCUAGCAGCCCCCUGAAAGGCCCUAAUCAACCGCCUGCAAACCUAUCAGAAAAGAUGCAAAGGCAGGUAACGUUUAUGUUGUACGAAUGUAUAUCUUCGAGGGGUGGUUUUGUGCAAUUUAUAGAAUUUUUGCGUAAAAAAUAUCUAAAACUUACACAAGACAAGGUUGAGGAAUGGGCAAAUGAGGAUAUAGUACCUGUGGAUCCACCUUUUAUUAAUUCAAUCACGGAAUUAAUAUCAGCUAUGAAUAUUAAUAUGAUUUCAAUUUUUAAUUAUACCUUCAAUGGAAUAGUGGAAUCUGAUGACUUUUUAAAUCGUGAUUCUUUCAUUCAACUAUAUUUGUUGACGUUUCAAGAUUUAUCAAAUUUCCAUUCUUACAAACAUUAUAAUGCCAUAUUGUCAACAGUGAAAAUGAUACUUAAUAAUAUUCAAGGUCCCUGUGCAAAGCUUCUUAUAUAUAGAUGUAGCAGAAUGUUAAAUCUCUGGUCUAAAAAAAAUUUAUUAGAUGGAGAGGUAAAAAUUGAGUUGCUAAAAUUUUUGGUAAAUUGUAUGUUUUCUGAAGGGGAUUCAGAAUUUUCCAUUAAUCUCAGAACACAGCAUUUAAUUCCACUAUAUAACUUAAAUUUAAAGACUCAAGAUGAAGAAAUGUGGACAAUUCUUUUUAAGGAGAUAAAUAUGCAGUCAUUCAUUACCAAUCUUUUGAGUGUUGCUAAGACUGAUAUACCAGUUAUACAAAAUAGAUGUUUGGAACUUGUUUGCAAACUUUGUAUGGAAUUUGACGAGUACAACGAUCUCAGCACUAAUCUGUUAUCAAUUAUAUCUGUAUAUGGGAGUGCCACUUCCAGCAUGCAGCUGAUGGAACCAAUAUUAACUACGUCUCUAGGAUUUGUAAAUACUUUGGACUGGCAAAAAUGUUUUAGUGACGACAUGUAUAUUAAUCCACAUUUUCUCCGUUACUUGUUAUCACUUUUAUCAGAAACUCUUGUCUUUCAGAAUACCGGUCAAAGAAAGAUUAUACUAUCUAUUUCGAAAUAUGCACUGAUGGAAGAUUCUACUCUUAUAUUAUGGUUGUCUAUACUUCGAAUUUUACCUCGAAAGGUGUAUCGUUUGGAUAAAACAAUUGUGCAAAAUAUUUUUAUAUUAUUUCCGAUAUUUGUGGACUUUCUUAUUGAGCCACAACCAUUUGGAGAUUCUAUUAAAAUCAGAGCGUUGCUUUUGCCAUCGUUGGCCAUUGAUAUAGUAGCUGAAUAUUUGGCCCUGGUUGUUGAUUUGGAAAUUGGAAAAUUAUCUUCCGAUAACGAAUCUAAAAGUAUAUUUUCUACCAAAAUAUCUAAUAUCAAAAAUGACAUUUUUUACUGUCUGGAUGGACUUGAAAUAAACUUAUCAAAUAUCCAAAAACUGGCGAUUUACUGUAUGCAAAAUUCAAAUGAUGAAGAAAUAAUUUCAAGUUCUUUACAAUGCUUUAACAAUCUAUUUUUUGGUUUCAGAAGCUUGUGUAUUGGGACGGCAGACCUUACACAAAUAAUUGGAAUAUUUUGGAAACGACUAGUGGAUUGUUCAACUAUUGAGCCUGAACUAGAAGUUAGGCCUGGUUAUAUGUCUUGUCUAACGGACGGAACUCCGCCAAAUGGAAGUGAAAAAUGGCAAUAUAUGAAACUACCAAAAACGAAGUAUGCAUUGGUUGAGAAGAUAUUACCUACCGUAUGCCGCCUUAUGUUUGAUUCUUCAUCAAUUUUUUCUGAGGUGUUUUUGGACAUAUUCCAGCGCGAUUCAUCAUCUUUUGAUUCGGUUAUACUGGCUAUAACAAACAUUUUCAGCCAAGUGAAGCACAAUAUAUAUCUACAGCUUGGGUCCAUAAUUUGCACAUGUAAUCUCCUUACUUCCAUUUCCAGCAAGUACAAGGUUAAGGCAUUUAUUCAAGUUCAAAACAUGGCAAAUAUUCCGAGCGAUACGGGUUCUCAGAAUCCUCUUGGGUUUUCUAGCGGAUCAUGCAAACCUCACGCAAACUUUUCCGGAGUAUUUCUGCCAUGUCACUUUUUGAGGAUCAUAAAUUCGAUUUUUGAAUCAACCAGUACAAAGGCCUUUAAGAACUUUUCAAGACCGAGUGUUAAUGAUGAAAAACUGUACAAUAAUAUACACAUACCUCCCUCCAGCCGGAUUCAACUACUCACGAACAUAUCUACAACACACAAGGAUAUAACAUCGUCUAUAGAUUCGACUCCAACAGAGAUUUUCAAUGGGGCUUUACAAUCUGCUAUUUAUUCGAUUGUACAAGUUACUAAAGUGUUGAGUAGAUUUGACAAUGGCAUUACGAAGGAGUUACUUUACACGGAAAUGCAGACUAUAUACCCGCAAAUUAUGCGAAUUGUCACAGAUUGUUGUAAUACGAGCAAUUUGUAA
Theileria equi strain WA is the source of this 3621-nucleotide messenger RNA. RefSeq lists its product as hypothetical. The coding region runs from base 1 to 3621 and encodes 1206 amino acids. Lineage: Eukaryota; Apicomplexa; Aconoidasida; Piroplasmida; Theileriidae. The record is from RefSeq and is a predicted model, not a curated record. The transcript is spliced from 5 exons.